Messenger RNA from Sclerotinia sclerotiorum 1980 UF-70, 315 nucleotides. RefSeq lists its product as hypothetical. Lineage: Eukaryota; Fungi; Ascomycota; Leotiomycetes; Helotiales; Sclerotiniaceae. The coding region runs from base 1 to 315 and encodes 104 amino acids. The record is from RefSeq and is a predicted model, not a curated record. The transcript is spliced from 2 exons.
AUGGACGUGAAGGGAGCUUUUGACGCAGUAUUACCAGGACGACUAGUGAACCGCCUUCGGGAACAAGGAUGGCCAAACAAAUUGGUUAAAUGGGUACAGUCCUUUGCCACCAAUCGUUACAUCAAGAUCCGACUGGACGGCGAGAUCGGCCCAAAAACAAAGCUAGAAUGCGGCCUUCCCCAAGGCUCUCCAAUCUCCCCGAUCCUGUUUAUACUCUAUAUUACACCCCCUUUUCUGGAUGAGCAAUCUACAAAAAAGAUUUCGGUACACACUGGUUCCCUGAACAUCGAGGUGAAACCUGGUCUGCUCAGAUAG